UUGUGGUUUGCAAACAACGAUCCAUCGCUGUGCCAGUGCCGGGGCUCUGCUGGAGGAACGACGUGAGGCCGGCGGAGGGAGGGAGGGAGGGGCAGGAAAAAGAAGACGGACUAGUGAACUUGCUUUGGUUUAAGUAGCCGAUGUUAAAGCGCGGACAUCCCGACCGUAGGUGAGCUACAGACGUAUGUUCUGUUCAUGUGACGUCUGGUGGGAGACAGUGAGGUAAACGUCCUGGAUACGUGCACACACACACUCAAACACACGGUCUGAACGGGAUGCCCGCGUGACUGCGGGGAGGAAAGAGGCGGCGGAGGAGGAGGAGGAGGAAGAGCGGGCCUAGGUGCGUGUGGACGCAAAACGCCAAAGGGACCGAAACCUUCGAAGAACGGUUCAUUUCAUCUCGAGCGCUAUUUCUGGCGCAGCUUAAAAAAACGGAAGAUAUUUAUUCCUUGUCCAGAUAAUUAGUGUCGUUUCGCGACCGAACCGACGUGAUCCCGGCGCCUGGGUCUCCACGCCGUCUUUUCUUUGCCGUGACGGGAUCGGGAUCCAGCUUAAGGUCGGAGCGGUGCGCGCAUGUGUGGACAUGUCAUCGCCGCUGAGGCUGGAACGACGAGAGAUCAGCUGCUUUCUCGGGAUGCUUUAGAAACUGCGGCCUGCUCGGCUCUCCGGUUACCGCAAUGCCGCGGGCUCGAGGAGGGAGAGACGGUGGGAAGAGGCUGGAGACGAGGGAGCAGGGAAGUGAGCGAAAUGAGAGUGUAACAAAAAACUAGUCCCGUCUUUGUGCUUUUGCAGAGUCAGCAUAAAACACUCUGGAUCAUUAGACUGUAGAAGUGCAUGGGAUGUGAGCGGGUGAGGAAAGCAGGCUGGUGUCAUGGCUGACGUGUCAGAUGAGGUGAGUACGGCGGCUGUGAGCGGGUAGUGGCUGCUCAUUUCUCAACUUUCUGCUGACAAAGUUCUUGGACGGGCUGUAGUGUGCGCCAUGGGUCCUGCGCAGCACCCGCGGCACCUGCCAGCGCAGACCUUGUAGCAUAGCUGUGACAAAGUGGACCCUCCAUCUCUUUACUGUGCGCGCAACCGGACUUGGGUUCUCUGAGCUGGGAGGAAGUCGGACCCGAGCGGCGGCGCCGGCCAUGCCUUCGCCGUCGGACUCCAGCAGCGUGGCUUCGGCCUCGGGCUCGCGAGGGUGGUCCGAUAGCCGCAGGGGCAUGUCGGGCCGGGGUCCGGCCGGGGCCCGGCUGCUCCUCUACCUGGGGCUCUGCCACCUGGGCCUGGGGGCCAUGGUUCUGGCCUUCUCCUUCACCAGCAUGGCCUUCACGUCCUCGGCCCGUGUGAGGCAAUCCUGCCCAUUUUGGGCCGGGUUCUUUGUGGUGGCUUCGGGAAUCGUUGGAAUCAUCUCAUGGAGGAGACCUCUGACACUGGUGGUGUCGCUGUUCAUGCUGCUGUCUGCGGUUUGUGUGAUCCUCAGCCUGGCCGGCUCCAUGCUCUCCUGUCAGAACGCGCAGAUGGUCAAGUCUAUGAUCACCUGCCAGGUGGAGAGCGGCCUGUGUGUGUGCUGCGCGCCCACGCAGUCCUGCUCCAUCACGGAGGAGGAGACCCUGGUCCUGUACCUGAACGCCGACUGUCACUCGCUCAGACACCAGCUGAAGGAUCUCCUGUUCAGCGCUUGUGGUCUCAGCAUUCUCUCCACCAUCAUCUGCACUCUGUCCACCGUCACCUGCAGCAUCCACAUAUUCUCCCUGGACCUCGUGCACCUGGACGCCUUCCUAACCAACAUCAUGGACUUUGAGGAGUUUGUCCCCCCCAUCCCCCCGCCCCCCUACUAUCCUCCCGAGUACACCUGCAGCUCAGAGACCGACGCCCAGAGCAUCACCUAUAACGGCUCCAUGGAGAGCCCUGUGCCCCUGUACCCCACGGACUGCCCCCCUCCUUAUGAAGCCGUCAUGGGGCAGAGAGCAGCCAGCCAGGCGACGAUGUUUGACCCCCAUGGCACCGAGCUGUCGGGGGAGAGAGGAACCUCUACCGCCUUCAGCGGAGAAGUUUCCAUGGACAGUGGAUCUCUCUUGAUGUCAGAGAUCGUCGACAUUCCUGACGAUUCCUCACCGUCAGAGGACUCCUGUCUGAUGGAGGUCGGGCUGAGGAACCAGGGGGGCAACCGGGCUGCUGGAGACGGGGGGGACUACAUCAACUUCCAUGGAUCCCCGUCUCAGACGCCAGAGAGCCCUCUGGCCGGGGGCCCGAGAGCCAGGCGCUUCCUCAGAGGAGAGAGGUCCAACUCCUGCUCCUCACCCAGCACAGCCACCCCCACAUACAAGUCUCCGGUGUUACGUCACCAGGCCAUGCUAGCGCGAAGCUGUUCCCAGCUGGAAGCAAUAGGAGGCGCCAGCGCCCAGCAGCAGUCCUCUGUCCCGGAGAUCCGGGUCCGACCCUCCACUCCUCUACGCCAAGCAGCAGGCCCAGCCUCCUGCGCACCCCCCCGUUCCUCCUCCUCGGCCGCCAGCGAGCCGACCGGCGGUACCGGGCCGAGCCUCCCGCACCCACCGCUGUGCCUGCGGCGGAGGCCCGGAAGGAGCGAGAAAGACGGCGAGAGCGGGCCGAAGGGCGGCGAGGGCUUCCUGUGCCUGGUGAGGUCACACAGCGAACCGGGCCUCGGCUCCUCAACGGACACAGUGGACUUCGGCUCUGGAAGCAGCAAGGCGUCCACGGACACAGCCCCGUCCUCGGAGGCGUGCCUGCUGCCCCGCACCUCUCUGCCUCCAGCUGCAGCUUUGCCCAGGAAGGGCAGCAUGAAAUCAGCAGCCACCGGGGUGCAGGUCCCGGCCAAGCCCCCCCCCACCUCCCCGCUGCGUCUGCCCAAGGACUGCCACCGCUCGCUCGGGGACCUUAAGGUGACUCGGGUUCUGGUGGCUCGCUUCCUGCAGCGCUCCAAGCGCAACCUGGCGCCCUCCUGCGAGCACGCCGGGAGCCCGGCGCCGGGGCCCAAGAGGCGGAGCGGAGCUGAGGGGGCCUCCGCCAACCACCUGCCGCUGGAGCAAGUUUUGCGGCCGCCGUGGAGCUCGAGCCGAGGACACCACAGCCACCCCCAUCACCGCGGACACCACCACUCCCACAGUGACAGUCGCCACAACCGGCACAGCGGCGGCAGGGUGGCGGAGGGCAUCCACCUGCGGAGCUGUGGCGAUCUGAGCUCCUCCUCCUCGGCGCCGCCGCGCCGCCUGGUGGCGCCGCCGCCGCCGCACGGCUCGUCGGGGGCGCUGUGCUCGGAGUCCGCUCUGUGAAGGAAGACGCACUGUUUAAAAGCAGUAAACGCGCUGAAAGUCUUCCCUCCGUCUUCCUCGUUGCCGCCUCCAUUUACUGAAGCCAACCGUGCAAAUGGCCUUAUUCAGUGGUGCUCGCCCAACAUCUGCUCAGAGCUCACAGCUGUUUCAUUGGACACCAGGAGCUUCUUUCUUUUGACUCACCCGACCAAAAGCGCCAUUUAUGCUGUUUCCUCCACUGACUUCCUGUCAAUUCCUCCAGAGACCUUUUGCUCACACUGGAGACACAGAUCGGACUGGAAUCCACACUCACAUACAUGGGUCGCGAGAUGCUUUUGUACAUGGCUGUUUAUCCACAGGUUCGCUCAGGUGACGUGAUCAUGGAAACCUAUAUUUUGUCUUCCACUGAUUUCAAACAACCACAUAGACGAGUGCAGUGUCAGACAUUCAGGUGGCGCUCUCACACGGAAAGAGUUGCUGAGUCGGACUUCUCCUUUAAGCAAUUCGGGUUCACACGUGUCCCACCUCCGACACUGGCCUCAGAACCACGCCAGCAUUUCCCACACUGACAUUACUGCACGCACAGACACACUGCUCAGCCUUUGAAGCGUAUCGUACGAGCGGCCCCUGGACACGGUGCUUUGAUUUGCGUAUGUGCAUGUUUUGCUGCAGCCUCCCGCAUAGAGCCGGAGCCUUGUGCACUCGAUCCCGACCAUCUGUGUAACUAAGUAGCGUCCUCCGAAUGUCUAUUUGCAUGUUUUGACGAUGCUUAUUCCUUUUUUUUCCUCUCUUGCACCCAGGUCCUAUGAUAAUAGCCAUUUAAAUUGUGCUUGUGUUCAUAGAUAGUUGAAAGAAAAGGUCAGAGUCAAAGAUACGCAGCGUUCCCAAAAGUUCAGUGCCAGAUGGCUCCCAACAUGACUCUGCAUCCUAAUUUGAUUUUGGUUAGGUUUGAUAAUAUUAUACGACAUUGGCCAAAACAGUUCAAUCCUAUAAGUUGAAGGUGGAAGUGCAGAGGUGUGAGUUGCACUAGAACUCUGAUGUAAAGAGUCUCUGGCAAUAAAUGUACAGACACGGUUGUAACCAGGUCAGGCUUCCCAUUUUGUGUGGGCCCGUCCGUUUGGACUUCCAGAAGGUUCUACAGAACCUGAAGUGUUACAUUUAAACAGUUGAACGCUGACACAUCGGUGACAGUGGAUGUAUAUAAUGCGUCUGGCAGCUCUGGAUACUGACUCUUGAAGUGGUAUCAAUAUGUUUGUCGGACUGGAA
Messenger RNA from Betta splendens (Siamese fighting fish), 4520 nucleotides. RefSeq names its product family with sequence similarity 189 member B (gene entrep3). Lineage: Eukaryota; Metazoa; Chordata; Actinopteri; Anabantiformes; Osphronemidae. The record is from RefSeq and is a predicted model, not a curated record. Gene Ontology annotation, cellular component: membrane. The transcript is spliced from 14 exons. The coding region runs from base 1131 to 3275 and encodes 714 amino acids.